Molecule: messenger RNA, 3137 nt
Organism: Klebsormidium nitens
Lineage: Eukaryota; Viridiplantae; Streptophyta; Klebsormidiophyceae; Klebsormidiales; Klebsormidiaceae
Source: the annotation of a GenBank genome assembly
CCCAAUUUGUAAAUUCUGCAGUUGGCAGCGCGAACAAGGUUCCAGCCCGAGAGAAGAUGAUGACGUCGUAAUUCAGCUUCUUUUGUACCUACCUGCAAAGCAACUGUACCACGCUUUUCAGCUCACAUUUUUCGUGUCUUCUGAGACUGCACGCCAAGUUUCUCAGCCUGUUCGGCAAAUGCUUUGAGAAUAAGGCCCAAGAUUGACCACGAAAAUGAUUGGCCUUUGUCAUUGAGUCGCCCGUCAAAUCAUGAGCAUAGCUUUCUAAGCUGUUAAAGACAGGUCGGGUGCUCCAGAGGUUCAGGUUGGUUGAAAGAGGGGUUCCACUCGAAGGGCAGGGAAUCAUCUAGGACCCCAAGCAUCAUGGUCAGCAAGUUUUUUACGUUUCACUCUCUCGUCAGAGCUGUCCAGCCAUGUCUAUAGCUGCUCAGGGCAUCAGGAGCCUAGGGUUUAGCAGAAGAAGGUCAGGCGAUGAUGCGAGCAAUACCUCAGAGGAACAUGGUCGAGCUUUCCGGCAUGGAGCUGACUCAAGGGCGAUCCAGUCCUCGCUGGACUUUCGGUCGAGGAGCGAAACACCGUGCCACUCUCAGAUCUCGCCUGACAUUCGUUCUGUCAGCCCAUCGCCUGGUAAAGUCAGACGUGAGGCGUUCACCAAUGUAGCGACAGAACUUGCAAGCCCAGAGGCAGCUGUCCCUUCUUUCUUUGGUCAGAGAGAAGGCGAACGGGCUCUCCGUUCCAGCCAGCAGAUAGUUCCGAGAAGAUCUUACUCUAAUGCGAGCUCAGCAACCGCUGCCGCAAAGCCAAACGACGCCAAGUUCUGGUUCACGAAAGCGAAGGCAGUUUACAGCUGUCGGCCAUUUUCUCCAAAGAAGAAGCAAGGGGCGCCAUUGAAGCCCAAGGGGCCUGCUCGCCGCUCGGCAAGCUUUGCCUCUGUUUGGCCAAUCACGGGGAUCGGGGAUGGCGUUCCGCACAGGCAAAAUGUCAAUCUGACGAAUUACAGUGAUGAUACUGUGGAAGAUACCGUAUGCAAAUAUGAGACUGCAACGGUAGGAGGAAGCUCAGCUGUAGGUUCCGAAGGAAGGCCGGAUGAUGAAAGCUCAGGACAACUAGACUCGGCUGGCUGUUCCUUCGAACAGCUGGCGUCAGACACUAGCGCAGCAAAUGCAGCUGCAAAUCAAAGUAGGUACACUGCGUGCAGAAGUGGUAUUGCGGCAGAGCAUCCGCACAGAUAUGAGCCAGCUGAAAGUCAUGUGUACACCAGGAUUGAGUCAGGCAGAAUUGCAAGCACCAGCAGCCCGUCCCCUCCCCCCCGCUCGCCCGCCCGCUACUUACCCCGCCGCAGCAAGAGCGUCACAGAUGCUGACAUCAGGCCCCCCUUCUAUCCCCAGCCUGGCAUCAAAGACGGCGAAAGCCUGCUCGAAACUCUGCCCCAGGGGGGGCUCUAUGAGAGCACGCUUGAGCCACCCCACGACGGCUCAGCUUCGCGCCUGCGACAUGCAAAGUCAUUGACAGUUGUGACUCUCCUUGGGGGUGACUCGGAUGAUGAGCAGAGAGGGCGCCGCCAGGGGCGGCGGAGGACCUGGAGUUCGCUGCAGCUAGGACAAAGCUUGAGGGGCGAUCUGGAGGCCUCUCCGCCUUCCUCUCCUUUGGGGAGGAGCAGGUCGAAGACCGGGAAGAGAUCCUUCACGAGCAAGUUCGGAUCGAGCCGGCAUCGGAAGCGCAGUUAUUUGGCCGGCAGUGAUCCAAGCUUCCGAGGCGUUUCCGAGGAGCACAGUCGCACGUCGCUUGAUGGUACAAUUGCGUUCGAGACACAGUUGAAUGCGGAGCGGUCGGUCAGGGCGUGGGCCGCGGAGAACCGGCCGCCGCGCAAGGGCAUGGACCUCGCGAUCAAGGCGGCCGCGGAUGCUAAUGCACAUCUCAGCACCAACUACGAGAAGGCGAAGAACAAGGCCCGGCAGCUGCAAGCUCAACUGGAGCGCCUGACCGAGAUCAGCGCAAACCUGGACCGCAGCCUGUCCGCGUAUGAGGAGCUGACACGUGGCGACCAGGAGGUGCUCCAGAAGCUGGAGGACGCGAAUGACGUCACGGAGGGGGAGAGGAUGACGACCAAGCGGUACGAGCACAUGCUGACACGUGUCCAGGAGGAGCUGUCCAGGCUCAAGGGGUCGGUGGACACGAUAACCAAGGAGGUUAAGGCGGCGGAGAGGGCACGGGCGGCGGUGACGCAGCGGCAGGAGACGGGCCCAACGAACCCACAGACGGCCGAAAAAGCGGCCGUGACGCAGCGGCAGGAGGGCGCGCGCGCGGAAUCGGUGGGCGCGCGCGAGGCCCUGGUGCGCGCGAAGCGCGAGCUGGGGGGGCUGCACUUCGCGUGGCACGCCCAGCUGGACGAGCUCAAGCGGGAGAACGAGGAAAACGAGGAGGCAGUCCAGUACUCCGUGCGGCGGGAGCGGAUGCGGCAGCGGAUCCUGCGGGAACUAGGCAAGAACGGAAAGCCGGCCUCGAGCUCGCAACCGGGGGAUGUUUCCGGUAGGGCCCUUCUUCCCGACGGCGCGCCGAGUGACGUCAAGCUGGCGAGCUACGAGGCGCUGACGGGGCUGGUGGGCACGCGUGACGUACCGUCCAUCAUUUCGAUGUACGCUGAGCGCAAAGAGAACAACGAGAAGCUGCUCGAGGCCAAGGGCCGCGGGGAGGAGCGAUUGCGGCGACUCAAGGACGAGAGGGCCGAGCUGGAGGUCGCCCUCAAGCAGGUGGUAUACGUCGACUUGGGUCAAGCGGUCGGCGCGCAGGCGGGGUUCAAAACCGAGAUCCAAAAGAAGGAGGACCGGUUGAGGCGGGACCAGGAGCGCACGCUGGCCGCGGAGCGUGACAUCAGCCUGGUGGGCACGUGCCUCUGGCAGCUGCUCGCGCGCAUCCCCGACUCCUCCGACGCGCUGCAGGGCCUGCCGGCCGCGUAUUUCAAGGACGCGGCCGCGGCCGCGACGCCGAACCCCCAAACCCCCGCGGUCGCGCCGCGGCACGCGCCCCGCAAGUCGGUGGCGAAGGGAUCCCUCGACGCCAAACACGCGCGGAUGCCGCGGUCGCCGGGGGGGCGGGAAAACGGAAGAACAGCUGGAGGACCUCGUAUGCGUCCGUGA